AAUGUGAGAGACCGAAAAGUUGAUAAACUUUCCGAUAUCGUUAGACUUUGAGAUCUAGAAAAUUUAAAACAAUUAAUAUCUAACUCACUUUAAAAUCAGUGUAAAUUGAAAAUAAUUUUAACCAUGGGUUUAGAUAUUAUAGGAUUCGCAUACGCAGCAACCGUAGCCGCUGGUGGAGUAAUGGGCUAUGCUAAAGCAGGCUCCAUACCAUCACUUGGAGCAGGCAUCAUCUUUGGAUCAAUCUUAGGUGUUGGAGCUUAUCAGUUGAGCCAGGAUCCUUCUAACUACACUUUAACAUUAGGAACAACAACAGCUUUAGGUGGCCUUAUGGGAUACAGAUACUACAAUAGCAGAAAGUUCAUGCCAGCAGGUCUAAUGUUCUGUCUCUCAGUCGGAAUGUUCACUAAACUCUUGCUCAAGAACGUUGGUGCCAGCAGAAUGCCUAUAAAGAGUGGUUAGACUUAACUUAUAUAUGUACACUGUAGCAAUUUUUGUUUUUAUUUCGGUAUUGGUUUAAUAUAGAAUUUUUUGUUGUUGAAAUCAUGUUUUUUAGUUAUUAAUUUGCUCUGAACGGUAUGAAAAAUAAAUCUGAAAGUUUUACCACUAUCAAAUUUGUUGAUGAAUUUUUAAUUUUAAAUAAGUGCAAAUUAGGUAUAACAUCCAAUAGAAUUGAUCAGAGCAGUGUUAUAUUUGUUUUAGCUUGUUGUUUGUUUUUAAAAUAUUAGAAUACCAUGUAGAUGUACGUAAUAAAAAGCUAUUAAAUAUUUCUGUUAAAUUCGCUUCAGUCUUGACCGAAUGGACAAUUGAUAACUAUAACUUAUUGUGUUCAAAUGCAUUUUUACAUUAUAUUAUACUUAAUCUGUUAUAUUAUGAUAAACUUAUGUUUGUAUGAGUUGCCAUUUUCAAAUUGACAAUAUCAUUAAACGGUGUUGG
Molecule: messenger RNA, 933 nt
Organism: Bombyx mandarina (wild silkworm)
Lineage: Eukaryota; Metazoa; Arthropoda; Insecta; Lepidoptera; Bombycidae
Product: transmembrane protein 14C
Biological process (GO): regulation of heme biosynthetic process
Cellular component (GO): mitochondrial membrane
Source: RefSeq, a predicted model, not a curated record